GCCCUAACAGUAGAAAAUUCUAACCUCUAUCUUUUCCCACUGUCUCUAUCGAUAAAGCAUCAAUGGCUAGAAAUAGGAAGAAAGAAGAAUAGGAAUAGGUUUUGAGCGGGACUGAUGUUGUUAUUGAUAAGUUAUGUAAGAGCGCCAUCUUUUAGUAGGAAAGCGAAAUGUAGUACCAAAAAGAAUCCCAUUGUUCUGAAGUGUAGUAUUGUCCUGAAACCGACGUAAAGUAUGGCGGCGCUGUGGAGCUACAGCGACUAGUCGUCCCUAAACAGACGGGUCAAGAUGUCUGACAUGGAAGAUGAUUUCAUGUGCGAUGAUGAAGAAGAUUAUGAUCUGGUAAGCGAAUAUUCCGAGGACAGUAACUCUGAGCCAAAUGUUGACUUGGAAAACCAGUACUACAACUCCAAAGCACUGAAGGAGGAUGACCCUAAAGCAGCUCUCAGUAGCUUCCAAAAGGUAUUGGAGUUGGAGGGAGAGAAGGGAGAAUGGGGGUUCAAAGCCCUAAAACAGAUGAUCAAAAUCAACUUCAAGUUGACCAACUUUCCCGAAAUGAUGUCUCGGUACAAGCAGCUGUUGACCUACAUCAGGAGUGCUGUGACCAGAAACUACUCGGAGAAGUCCAUCAACUCCAUCUUAGACUACAUCUCCACCUCUAAACAGGUGGUUUAUGUGUCACAGAUGGACCUGCUGCAGGAGUUCUAUGAAACUACGCUGGAUGCUCUGAAGGACGCCAAGAACGACAGGCUCUGGUUCAAAACGAAUACGAAGCUUGGGAAGCUGUACCUGGAAAGGGAGGAGUUUGGGAAGUUGCAGAAGAUCCUCCGACAGCUGCACCAGUCCUGUCAGACAGAUGAUGGGGAAGAUGAUCUGAAGAAAGGCACUCAGCUGUUGGAGAUCUAUGCUCUGGAGAUCCAGAUGUACACGGCCCAGAAGAACAACAAGAAGCUGAAGGCCCUCUAUGAACAGUCCCUCCACAUCAAGUCUGCUAUUCCUCACCCACUCAUCAUGGGAGUCAUUAGGGAGUGUGGAGGUAAGAUGCACUUGAGAGAGGGCGAGUUUGAAAAGGCCCACACUGACUUCUUUGAGGCUUUUAAGAACUAUGAUGAAUCAGGCAGCCCGAGGAGAACCACCUGUCUCAAGUACCUGGUGCUGGCCAACAUGCUCAUGAAGUCUGGAAUCAACCCCUUUGAUUCACAAGAGGCUAAACCUUAUAAAAAUGACCCAGAGAUCUUGGCCAUGACAAAUCUAGUAAGCUCCUACCAGAAUAAUGACAUCACAGAGUUUGAGAAAAUUCUCAAGACAAACCACAGUAGUAUCAUGGAUGACCCAUUCAUCAGGGAACACAUUGAGGAGCUGCUGAGGAAUAUUAGAACCCAAGUCCUUAUAGCGCUGAUCAAGCCUUACACUAGAAUACACAUCCCAUUCAUCUCUAAGGAGCUGAACAUAGAUGUGUGUGAUGUGGAGAGUUUGUUGGUGCAGUGCAUACUGGACAACACCAUCCAAGGUCGUAUCGACCAGGUUAACCAGCUGUUGGAGCUAGACUACCAGAAGAGAGGAGGGGCGCGCUACACUGCAUUAGACAAAUGGACAAACCAACUCAACUCGCUCAACCAAGCCAUUGUCAGCAAACUUACAUAAUUCAGCCUGACAGAUGACAAUGGACAGCACGGACACACAAGAGAUUAUCAGUCUACUGUUCCAAUGUGUCGGUCUAUCAACCAAACCACCAGGUCUGAGCAGAGCUGCACCAGCAGCGCAAAGAUGUUUUGUAAUCUGCCACUGCAGUGAAGAGGGGGAAAACGACAAGAUGAGGAGAGAAGGCAUUCUAGAAGACGUCAGUUCUCUCUUGGGGCUAUCUCUGUUUGCUUAAACCCCCUUGUUUGUUCAUCACAACAUUUUAGUAGAAUAAUUCUGAGAAAUAUUAGUCACCAGACCUUUUUAAAAGUGCUUUAUUCUUUUGCCAGACAGUUUGAGUAAAGUAAAACAGUGGUUUACUUGUCUGCUGGCUGGUAGCUGGUGUUGGGCAACACUUUUCACAACAUUUUGCUGCACGGAACAUAUCAAGAUACUGUUGUGAAUAAAACGUGUUCUCCAACUGUACACGGUAUAAGAUGUUUUGCGAAAAAUUUGUCUACCGCUUAGUUUUUUAUUUCAUAUCAACAUUGGUUCAACAAAGUUUUAUUUGCAAAUAUUUCUAGAAUUAAACACAGGUUUACACAGGUAAAA
Esox lucius (northern pike) is the source of this 2229-nucleotide messenger RNA. RefSeq names its product COP9 signalosome complex subunit 2. Gene Ontology annotation, cellular component: COP9 signalosome. Gene Ontology annotation, biological process: protein deneddylation. The coding region runs from base 286 to 1641 and encodes 451 amino acids. The transcript has 13 exons. Gene Ontology annotation, molecular function: protein binding. Lineage: Eukaryota; Metazoa; Chordata; Actinopteri; Esociformes; Esocidae. The record is from RefSeq and is a predicted model, not a curated record.